CACGCCAUCCAACUUGGACAUCCCACUUGAUAUCUGAAACCGUGGGGAACAUCGGGACCCUUCUGUCUCACAAACUUCCCCAAGCAGGGACUCAUUCGGUAUAUCAUCCAUCCAGACAUCAUCAUGACAUUUUCCAUCCUCACCGACGACGAAAUCAAGUCGCUGUUGGACAACCUCACACUAGACGAGCUCGAGUCCUUCCGCGAGAACCUUAGAGAUGCUCUCCACGUAUACUCUACCGGAGCUCAUACGCCCGGCCAAGCUCUCAUCCACCAGCCCGAGCGAACGGUAGUCCGCAGCGGCAUCACCGGCGCCACCACUUUGUUCAUGCCAUCAUGUAGUCCAGCCGGUCACGGUGUCAAGGUCAUCACCCUCUCUUCCGCCGAGCAAAUAGUCAAGUCGACACAACAAGAAGAAGCCGGCCAAGACGCCACCACCCCGCUCAUCCGGCCCACGGGCGCCAUCACCUUAUUCAACCCCAACGGCUCUCCGCGGGGCAUCAUCCACGCCAGCACGGUAACCGCCUUCCGCACGGCACUGGCCUCCUUAUGUCUGGUCCAUAAGCGCGACCACGUCAAGACCAUCACCGUCUUCGGCUGCGGCGAGCAAGCCUACUGGCACGUGCGCCUGACCUUACUCCUGCGCGGGUCCACCAUCAAGUACGUCAACGUGAUCAACCGGCGCUUCUCGCCCUCGUGCGGCGCUAUGCUGCGGCGGUUCUACGAGGUCUCGCCUGCCAUCAAGGCGCGCGAAGGGUGGACGAAUACGCACUUUGGCGUGUUGACGCCCAGCUAUGGCGAGUAUGAGCGGUUGCUAAGGGACCAGGUUCGGAGCGCGGAUGUGAUUUUCUGCUGCACGCCCAGCACGGCGUGUCUCUUUGAUGGCAAUAUCUUGACGGAAAGGGAUGCAAGGAGGAAGGGCAGGCUGAUUGUGGCGAUUGGAAGUUAUACGCCGCAGAUGAGGGAGGUGCCGAUUGAGCUGAUUCAACAGGCGGUGAAGAUUCAGGAUCAGGCGGGGAAGAGGAUCAUUCACCAUCAUAAGCAUGCGAUCGAGGGGGGCGUGGUGGUGGUUGAUACCCUGGACGGAGCGUUGAAGGAGGCCGGGGAGUUGAUUGAGGCUGGACUGGGGCCAAGGCAUUUGGUUGAACUCGGAGAACUAGUAAUGCUCAACCGCAUCGCCCUCUCCGAAACCGACAACGACUCCUCCCAUACUUCGACAGACGUCGACACCGACACCCUCUCCGCCUCCGCCUCCACGCUAACCAUCAAUGUCGCUCCCACCGAGGAUAAGGACUCCUCCUCCUCCUCUGCCAAGGACAGCAUAGAAAAAAUAAGGCGCCCUCGCCACAGCCGCCACCUCUCCCUCCAGAGCAUCGUCCACCGCGCCUCCCGCUCCCGCAGCCGUAGCAGCAACCCCGAUCGCGGUGACGACUACGAAGAGAAAAAGAAGGAAAAGAAGAAGAAGAAGGAGACGGAAGACGAGCUGGCCCGCUGGCUGCAAAAGGGCAACGUCAUCUACAAGAGCGUCGGUCUCGGAUUGAUGGACUUGACGGUCGGCAUGCAGCUGGUGGAUUUCGCGGAGCAGAAGGGAGUGGGCACUCAUAUUCCGGCCUUUUAGGAGAGGAACGGGGUUGGUAGUAUUCCGCUUAUGGGAUUGCAGGGGAAGGAGAUGGUGGAGGUUGGGUUAGGAUUGGAACCGUUGGAUGUUGCUGGUGGUGAAAGUAAUGUUGUCGGCGGUGGUGAUGUUGUUGAUAUUGUCGGUGGAAGUAAGACUUCUGCUGGACUUGGGAGUGAGGGUGGUAGUUCCAGACUGGAGUCGAGUGAAGACUCGAUGGGAGGAAGUCAGGAUCAGGAAAAUGGUGCUCAGGGCCACGGCCAAGGAGGAAUUCAUGUGGCUUAGAAAGCCCAGGGAGCUGCUCGGGGUGAAGCCAAGGGAAAAGAGAGAGAGAAGGACGAGCGUACUGCUACCGGUCAUUGUCACGGUUUUGAGGUGACAAAGAAGAGAGAGUAUCAUGGGUUUGAUGAUCGCGAUUUUGCAGCAGAGCAAGGGAGCAAGGAAGAUGAGGGUGAGGAUGAAAAACGGGAACAGGAACAUGGGUUCCAUAUCCCUCAUUUGCCUCACGUCCAGGACAUUCCGAUUAUCCGGAAGUUUAGCAGACGGAGCAGGAACAGUCUUUGAGUUGGCGCCUACAAGCUCUGUCGAGAAUGCUUUUCAUCUCCAGACUUGAGAAGAGUCAACACGGUAUAGAUGUUAUGAGUUCACGUUUACGAUUCAGGAAAGGCAUAGCAAGUUCUCUCUCUCUCUCUCUUUCAGAAAAUGAGUAAACAGCAGGUUAUGUAGCUACAUGGGUAGAUAGACACGUUAACCAAUUCUGCUUUCUAUUCACCCCCAAUUGAUUAAACCCAGCAUAAAC
Neurospora crassa OR74A is the source of this 2413-nucleotide messenger RNA. Its product is annotated as PrnX protein. NCBI's taxonomy places the organism in Eukaryota, Fungi, Ascomycota, Sordariomycetes, Sordariales, Sordariaceae. Gene Ontology annotation, cellular component: cytoplasm. The transcript is spliced from 3 exons. The record is from RefSeq and is a predicted model, not a curated record. Bases 124 to 1617 code for a protein of 497 amino acids.